GACUUGCUGACCAACUAAAUGGGAUUGGGUUGCCUCCCUCCAAAUGAAGCAACCCAUUAAGUUAGGUCGAGCACAUCGAUCGAGAAGCUACUGCCCCAAAGAAACCGAACUUCAAAUCCCCCAAGCAAGAUGUGGCAACUGACAUGGGCCUUUGCAUUGGCUUUCCUGCUGGUGGGUGGUGAGGCAAAGCCUUCUCAUCUUCACUACAAUCACUUUGAUCCCCACCAUGUCAACCACUUUGACGGACAUCAUCUGAGCCACUUGGAUUCCUUGCAUGCUCUGCCGCACCACUUGGAUUACGCGGUGCAGGAAUCGGUCCUUCCUCCGCCAGCUCCUUUGCUUCCUGUGGUGGCUCCUCCACCAGCAUUUGCUCCUCCACCACCUGUAUUUGCUCCUCCACCACCAGUUUAUGGACCUGCUCCUCCGGCUCCUGUAUAUGCUCCACCACAACCUGUAUUUGCUCCAGCUCCACUGUUACCGGCUCCUGCUCCUCUAUUACCAGCUCCUGCACCAUUUUUGCCCGCUCCUGCACCACUUCUUCCCGCUCCUGCACCACUACUACCAGCUCCAGCCUUCCUGCCAGCUCCUACUCCUCUUUUGCCCGAGUUCCAUGUGCCCAGUGUCACCCAUCAAGUGCUGCCACCCGUCUUGGAGGCGGUGCCCUUUGCACCCACCUACCGUGCCAUUCCCGGACCGAAGACCACCACCCACCGCGUGUCCAUUGGCUACGCCUUUCCCAAGCUGCUGGCCACGCCACACGCCCAUCUCAAAGCCCUGCCCCUGAAGUUCGCCCAUCACCAUCACCACUCGCUGUGGUGAUCAUCCCAAUCUUAGGGA
Drosophila mauritiana is the source of this 837-nucleotide messenger RNA. Its product is annotated as extensin. The transcript has 3 exons. NCBI's taxonomy places the organism in Eukaryota, Metazoa, Arthropoda, Insecta, Diptera, Drosophilidae. The record is from RefSeq and is a predicted model, not a curated record. Bases 130 to 819 code for a protein of 229 amino acids.